Piliocolobus tephrosceles (Ugandan red Colobus) is the source of this 6908-nucleotide messenger RNA. RefSeq names its product carbohydrate sulfotransferase 3 (gene CHST3). Bases 447 to 1883 code for a protein of 478 amino acids. The transcript is spliced from 3 exons. The record is from RefSeq and is a predicted model, not a curated record. Gene Ontology annotation, biological process: carbohydrate metabolic process; N-acetylglucosamine metabolic process. Gene Ontology annotation, molecular function: N-acetylglucosamine 6-O-sulfotransferase activity; chondroitin 6-sulfotransferase activity. NCBI's taxonomy places the organism in Eukaryota, Metazoa, Chordata, Mammalia, Primates, Cercopithecidae. Gene Ontology annotation, cellular component: Golgi membrane.
GACGCCUUGGACGCGGUUCAGGAAUCCGCUGCCGCUCGCCGGCUCGGGCCGGAGCGGGGAGGGCGCCAGGCAGGACUUCUCGCGGGCUCGCUGCGCAGGACGGCGCCCUCCUGGCGCCGCUUCCCUUCCAGCGUGCGGACCGGCCCGGCCGCGCCUGCAUCCCUCCCGCCUGCCCCGGGGAGGGCGCACAGCCCGGGCCGCGCGGGCGCCGGGGCCACGGAACUGCUUCUGUCGGGAUCUUCCAAGAGGAAGGCAAAGUUGCGAGCGGAUGCUGCCCGCGCUGGACCCCAGCCGUGGAGGGUCGGGGCCGCCCGCGCCCGUGGAGCCUCGGCAGCCGGGGAUGAGGGUGUCCCCCACCUGAAGACAACAAGCCGGGUCCUGAGUGAUGCUCCUGAGCUGAGUGUCCAAGGCCAGCCCGAGGAGCCCCCAGGGCCCCACGUUUCCCCAUGGAGAAAGGACUCACUUUGCCCCAGGACUGCCGGGACUUUCUGCACAGCCUGAAGAUGAGAAGCAAAUACGCUCUUUUCUUGGUUUUUGUGGUGAUAGUUUUUGUCUUCAUCGAAAAGGAAAAUAAAAUCAUAUCAAGGGUCUCAGACAAGCUGAAGCAGAUCCCCCAAGCUCUGGCAGAUGCCAACAGCACCGACCCAGCCCUGGUCUUAGCUGAGAACGCAUCUCUCUUGUCCCUGAGCGAGCUUGAUUCAGCCUUCUCCCAGCUGCAGAGCCGUCUCCGCAACCUCAGCUUGCAGCUGGGUGUGGAGCCAGCCAUGGAGGCCGCAGGGGAGGAAGAGGAGGAGGAGGCAAAGGAGGAGCCACCCAGACCGGCCGUGGCUGGGCCCCGGCGCCACGUGCUGCUCAUGGCCACCACGCGCACCGGCUCCUCGUUCGUGGGCGAAUUCUUCAACCAGCAGGGCAACAUCUUCUACCUCUUCGAGCCGCUGUGGCACAUCGAGCGCACAGUGUCCUUCGAGCCUGGGGGCGCCAACGCCGCGGGCUCGGCCCUGGUGUACCGCGACGUGCUCAAGCAGCUCUUCCUGUGCGACCUGUACGUGCUGGAGCACUUCAUCACGCCGCUGCCCGAGGACCACCUGACCGAGUUCAUGUUCCGCCGGGGCUCCAGCCGCUCCCUGUGCGAGGACCCCGUCUGCACGCCCUUCGUCAAGAAGGUCUUCGAGAAGUACCACUGCAAGAACCGCCGCUGCGGCCCCCUCAACGUGACGCUGGCCGCCGAGGCCUGCCGCCGCAAGGAGCACAUGGCCCUCAAGACCGUGCGCAUCCGGCAGCUGGAGUUCCUGCAGCCGCUGGCCGAGGACCCCCGCCUCGACCUGCGCGUCAUCCAGCUGGUGCGCGACCCUCGGGCAGUGCUGGCCUCACGCAUGGUGGCCUUCGCCGGCAAGUAUAAGACCUGGAAGAAGUGGCUGGACGACGAGGGCCAGGACGGCCUGAGGGAAGAGGAGGUGCAGCGGCUGCGGGGCAACUGCGAGAGCAUCCGUCUGUCCGCAGAGCUGGGGCUGCGGCAGCCCGCCUGGCUGCGGGGCCGCUACAUGCUGGUGCGCUAUGAGGACGUGGCGCGCGGGCCGCUGCAGAAGGCCCGCGAAAUGUACCGCUUCGCCGGCAUCCCCCUGACCCCGCAGGUGGAGGACUGGAUCCAGAAGAACACGCAGGCGGCCCACGACGGCAGUGGCAUCUACUCCACGCAGAAGAACUCCUCGGAGCAGUUCGAGAAGUGGCGCUUCAGCAUGCCCUUCAAACUGGCCCAGGUGGUGCAGGCCGCCUGCGGCCCUGCCAUGCGUCUCUUCGGCUACAAACUGGCGCGGGACGCCGCCGCCCUCACCAACCGCACAGUCAGCCUGCUGGAGGAGCGGGGCACCUUCUGGGUCACGUAGGGGCGCCGGGGCCCCGUGUGCCCCUCCUCGUGAAAGGCCUGCCCCGCCUUUCUGCCGCAGCCCCCGCAGAGGGCAGGUGCGCAGCGCCGUGAGCGGGCAGCGCCUCCUGUAGCAGUAGGGCCCCCAGCCAGUGCUCCGCCAAAGCGGCGGCCCCAGGGUUAAUCGCGGAGAACAGGACAGUGCCCGGUCCCCUUGAGGGCCAUCACACCCAGACCCAAGGGGUCGCAGCCUCCUGAGCAGGCCCAGGCAGGCCCGGGCCUGUUGGCAAGCUUUGAUCUCAGAGAAACAUACAUUUGUGCCUGGAGACCCUGCAGGCCAGAGUCCAAAUAUUUAACAACCAGAAGGGGCAAGGCUCUGACCAGUGACAGUCAGACCUCCUGCUUUAUUUGGUGUUAACCGUUUCUUGUCUGGAUGGUGAAGUCUGGAAUCUGAGUGGGUCCUUGGAGGAGGGGCCAGGACAGCCCUGGGUAUCAAAGGUGGCAUUGAGGCUCAUUUGAGGUGACAGUGGCUGUUUACCAACCAGUACAGAGCGAUUCAGCAUUUUCAUGAAUGGGAUGGCUGGAUGAAUCUGGGCCUCAUAUAGAGCUGGAAAACACACACAUGCUAUAGACAUGCAGACAUGCACGCCACACACAGACAAGCCUCAAAGGCACAAGUGCACACACAUCUAUGCAGACAAGCUUCCUCGCUGCUUAUGCCUACAGGGUUUUCUGUAUCACACACCUCAGAGGAGCCUGUGAUUACAUUUGUAGGAUUAUUUCCAGGGCAGGGCAGAGGAAGGAAAUGCGUUAAAGGGCCAUGACAUGACACGGUUCCCUGGCCAGGUUUGGGACUGAAGGGCGGAUUCAGAACUGCAGCAUUCAAAGCCCCUGCCGGCCUUAGGUUCUCAUGGCUACCUCCUCUGACCUAUCCACAUCCUUGCGGCUGGCAGGCAGGAUGUUUUGAAAUGGUACAGCCAAAGGCCCCGUCCAGCUUGGCUGGCUCCUGAACAUGUCCAUAUUUGAAGGCUGCCUCAGGCCUGGCAGGGAGAAGCGGCUGUGGUCCCUGGAGGCAAAAGGCGGCUCACAGGGGCCUUCCAUUUCCAGCCAGGCCUCAUCUGGGGCAGGGCCAAGAGGAAAGUAUAGAGUACCCGUGGGGGAGAAGUCCCACCGGGAUGCACCCCUUCCCUGAGAAGCCCGCCUUCGCCCUCAUGGACAGGGGUCAGCCAGCUGGUUGCCGUGGUUACAGCCAGUGCCUGGAAUUCCUCCUUAGGGCUCUGGGAAGAGUAUUGCUCAAUGCAGGAUGUGCGGGGUGUUUUAUUUGGGGUUUUUAAGUUAUUUAUGGCUUGGUGUCUUUCUUGUUUUGUGGCUGUGUUUUUGCUUUUGUUUCUGCAGGAGCGCCUCUCCCAAGCAGUGGAGGCCUGAGGGCUUGAGGGAGGCUGGGAAAACCAGCAGGGAGCACUUGGCUCCUGGCAGAGGGAGAGGACAGGAGGAGGUGCCUUCCCCAGGAGGAGCGAGGAGAGGUGGCCACGUGGCAGGCCACAGUGCCCUAUGGGCUUUUCUGUUUGAACCCCAUGUGGGAUGAAUCUCAAAACCACCAGCGUUCUUGCCUAGUGUCCAGAGCAGCAGAGAUUUGCAGCCCUCGCCCCUCCCUGAGCAGAAGCUGGAUUUGAAAAUCCCUCACAGGCUCUAACAUGUUUCCUGGGUGGGCAGAGGCCUCAUGACCAAGCAGCAAGUGUACCCAGAGUAGAAGCCCUUCCCCACUCCCACCUCAAACCCAGGAGCAGAACUCAGUAUCCAGAGCUUUCAAGGGUUUGCCGAGGGCUGCCCAGCCCUGUUUCUGGUUUCCUGGACAAUUUCUCUGUCAGAUACGGCCCAUUGUAAACCCAGAGGACUGCAUUUUGGGUUGAGUAAUAUGGACACCGGGGAAGUACAGAAUCUGAGUCCAGCAUUGCCGUGGGGGAGGGACGAGUGUGUCCUGGCAGGAAGCCACCAUUGGAGAAGGUGAGGCCAGUAACCAUCUCGUGGGAUUUGCUAUCAUCAGCCUAUUUGAGCUGCUGGGUCUCUGUUACUGUGGACUCCAGUCAUUCAAGGAGUUCUCCACUCUUGGGUUUUUUCUUUUCUUUUGCUGUUUUGCCUGAACACCCCAACACUCUUGGUUUUAGAGGCCAAGAGUAAGUUGUGCAGAGACAUGGUUCUAAUUUGGAGUUCAAAGGAACACCAGCUCUGAAAAGGUGACCAUGGGGCCAGGAGGUUUCUGGCAGGGUCGGAAGUGCUGGCUGUUCUUCCCCAGCCUCCCCACUGCUCCCUCCUCUGUUCCCCAUGUGGAGGUGGGGGGUGCUGGGACUGGGGAGGGGGCAGCCACCUCCAUCCGAGGCUCUUCCUAGGGGCCCUGCUAUUGUGGACAGCAGACUUUAUCCCUCCUUCUUACUCUGGGCCGAGACCUCCCACUCCGCUCUCUGAGGAUGGUACCAAGAAUGGGCCUUUGGGACUUCUCAGGACAUUGACAAUGUGCACACUGCAAGUUGACUUUAUUUAUUUAUUUUGUGAAAAGAAGAGACAGAAAAUACCUUAUUAUCUGCAGGGACUCAAAGCUGUACCCAAAUCAAGAAAGAAAAUAACAGUAGAAACCAUUCACACGCUCUGUUCAUGCACGGACACCAGAAGACGAUUCAGAACACCAGAGGAGAAUAAGCCGGAGCGCCAGCACCACGAUGGCCCCGGGACGUUGUUUAAGAUCUGAGAUCCCUUGGUUUCUCUCAUGUUUAUCUGAGAUGCCACAUCAGGGCCCUUACUGCUGUAUUACCUCUGCCUGGGUGUUUGAGACAGAUCACAAGUGCGUGGGUGUUUCCUGGAAAUGUAUUCCCCUGGGACUCAGUGAUGCUCUGGGAACUGUUGGGGUUUGGGGAAGGACAGUGUGGUGUGACUAUUGGCUUGACACGUUGUGGAUGUGGUUGGAGUCACCCACGUGGACACGAUUUUCAGCUUGGAGCUGGGAUGAAGAAGAUGGAAGCACUGGGGGCCGGGCCUCCUUUUCCAGCAAGGCCGGCCCUGGUUUCUCCUCUGUUCCAGCUUGUCUGCCAGAAGCCUUCCCCUGCAAAGUGCCCACCUGCCUGGAGACAGAGGGAGCAGCUGAGGCCUCUCUCCACUGGCCGCCAGCCUCCCCAGCACAAGAGGACUAUUCAGCAAUGAAUGUUUACUCAUGUUCUUUCUUAUUGAUGAGUUCUGCGGCCCAGCCUAUAGAAAUGGCUCAGAACAUUCCAGGCCUUGGUGAGACAGGGCAGCAUCCAGCACUCACAGGCUAUCCCCGCUAUGCCUGUUCCCAUCUUCCCCUUGGGGCCUGUUCAUAAAUUGAGGAAUGGAUAAGGGCCCUGGAGGGUCCUUGGGAGUAGUUAGUGGAGGGCAGGAUUCCCAGGUCCCCGUAGAGAGGGAAGGAGACACCCACAUGUGCACAGAAGCCCGUCUCUGUCACACACACCACAGGUGGUCACCGAUUUAUUUUCCAAAAGCUUAGAAACAUAAAGCAAAUUUAGGCUUUUGUCCUUCUGCGAUACAUGCACUUGAAAAUAAACAGAAAAGAGAUGUUUAAUAAUAAGUUUACUUCCUGUCUGCUAGCACCCUCAGUCUGGGAGGUACUGCCAGAGGCUGGCGUAGUGGAGCAGCUGCUGACCAAACCCCACAGAACGGAGGCACCCAUCAUCACACGACAUCUUUCCCUCCCAUGUCUGUCAUCUGUCUGUCUGGCAAUGGAAGGAGCUCCAGCUGGAGGUCCUUCCCAGAAGGUUGAUUCUUGGCCUGGGUGGUAGAGGAGACAUCCUGACCCUAAAGUCUUCCAGCCCCAGGUUAUCCUCUCCUAUGCUGGGGUCUAUGGACCGUACAGGCCAGGUGCGGUGGCUCAUGCCUGUAAUCCCAACAUUUGGGGAGGCCAAGGUGGGAGGAUUGCUUGAGCCCAGGAGUUGGAGACCAGCCUGGGCAACAUGGUGAGACCAAUUGACUGUAGGGCUUGUCCCUUGCUAGAACAGGAGCAGAAGACUGAAUAGCUGUGUCCUCAAGGCAGUCCCCUCCCACCCCCAUUCCCAAAGUCAGAAAGCGAAGCCAGAUCUCAAGGGCUGACACCUGAGGCAAGGAGAGCUAAGGGGAGAGAAAGCGGGGUGGGGUGGGAGCAGACACCUUCACAAGCCAAGUGUGUCUUACUGAUCUGUACAAGCUGAUAGAAGGACCAUCUGCUGAAAUCCAGGGCUCCUGAGUUGGUGGGUUUGCUUGUGAAGCUUCUAGGACAAGGCGCAGCCAGAUGGAAGGGAGAGGAUCCAGGACUUCCUAAAUGCAGCCGCGUCACCUCUCAACUCGCUGCAGUUUCAGAGACAGUGGAAGCUGCUCUUUACCUCAAAAGCACAAAGCAGAAUUGGCAACUUCACAUGUCUCAAGAGCUUCAAGAUCCUUUGGUCUCGUGUCCUUUGGCACCCCACAACUGUAUGGGGGACAAAUUUGUUACGUGUUUCCAAGGCUACAGACAUGGUGCCAUCCUCACGGGCCUAGCUCAUGUUGUGGAUCAGGUACUUUGCUGGGGGGAUACAAUGACCCAGGUGGUCUGCGUCCUCUGCCAUUGGUUUGAACAGGCUGUAUAUUCUAGUCCAAAUUUGCCUGGCUCCCCCGCUCCCUCCCAGGUCCUGCACACUGUCUUUCUGCCAACACCUCAGCCCUGUGUGCUAUUUCAUGUCUGCAUGGUACGAGACACCGCUUCAUGGCAUACACUGCCACGGCGUGUACAUAUGCAUCCACAUGCGUGUAUGUGUAGCAUGUAGCUCAUUCUGCUCAGCCUCUGGUGCCGUUCCUCAUUGCUCCCAGCCCCACUGCUGUCACUGUCGUCCCAGAUGUCCUUGCCAUGGCCACAGACAAUCCGCCGUCUCCUGGAAACGCUGGGGCUGCCCUUCAGAGAGCUGGCAGCCGCUGGCAGUCAGGGCCUGCUUUGCAGAAUAGAAUGUGAACCCAUCUCCUGAUGGCCUACUUGACUUAUUUAAUUAAAGAUGAAAACAUGCAACGAGCAAAA